AAUUUGUGGUGUAGUUCCUUUUAGGCAUGGUGUGGUUCUGGAGGUAGUUUCCAGGGUAGAUGCAGCGGUCACUAGACUGCAAUAUCUUUUUCUUCUUAAAAAUAAGCUUCUUAUGUAAGAGAAAUUACUUUAGAACUUAAUUUGGAAAGAUUAGAUUGGAAUUGCCUCAAAUCCAAUUAAGCCACACUGCAUGGACGUGCUGGGAAUAUAAAUGCAAUUACUGUAAAUUUGUACAAACUGAUUUGUUGCAUUAUCUUGCUAAUCUAACAUAUGGUACUUUUUGUGUCCAUAUUGCAGACGGCAACUCCAAACUAACAUGGCAGUCAGACUGUGUGAUGUGGCUUCUCUGCUUAGAAGUGGUUCGUGGGCAGCAGAGCCUUGGACUGGGGUAAUUGCUGCCAUGGAAACACAACUGUCUAAUGGACCAACUUGCAAUAGCACAACCCAUGGUUCAACCACCAUAAACAACUGCUCAUCACCAGUUGAUUCUGGGAAUGCAGAAGACAGCAAGACCAAUUUAAUAGUCAACUACCUUCCACAAAACAUGACACAAGAGGAACUGAAGAGCCUCUUUGGCAGCAUUGGUGAGAUAGAAUCCUGCAAGCUUGUCAGGGACAAAAUAACAGGACAGAGCUUGGGUUAUGGUUUUGUGAACUAUGUGGAACCAAAGGAUGCAGAAAAAGCUAUCAAUACUCUGAAUGGAUUGAGACUUCAAACUAAAACCAUAAAAGUUUCCUAUGCGCGACCAAGCUCAGCUUCUAUCAGAGAUGCAAAUUUGUAUGUUAGUGGACUUCCAAAAACCAUGACCCAGAAGGAACUGGAACAACUCUUUUGCCAUUAUGGACGCAUUAUUACUUCUCGUAUUCUGGUUGAUCAAGUCUCAGGAGCAUCAAGGGGUGUAGGGUUUAUCCGGUUUGACAAGCGAAUUGAAGCAGAAGAAGCUAUCAAGGGCUUGAAUGGCCAGAAACCUCCAGGUGCCACAGAGCCCAUCACUGUAAAGUUUGCUAACAAUCCAAGCCAAAAAACCAAUCAGGCUAUCCUUUCCCAGCUGUACCAUUCUCCAAACAGAAGGUAUCCGGCACCUCUGGCUCAGCAGGCUCAACGUUUUAGGUUGGACAAUCUGCUCAAUAUGGCUUAUGGAGUAAAGAGUAGGUUUCCUCCAAUGACCAUUGAUGGAAUGACGAGUUUGGCUGGAAUUAAUAUCCCUGGACAUGCAGGAACUGGAUGGUGCAUUUUUGUAUACAACUUGGCCCCUGAUGCUGAUGAGAGUAUCCUCUGGCAAAUGUUUGGACCCUUUGGAGCAGUAACCAAUGUGAAAGUCAUCCGUGACUUUAACACCAACAAGUGCAAAGGUUUUGGAUUUGUGACUAUGACAAACUAUGAUGAGGCAGCUAUGGCAAUAGCUAGCCUGAAUGGAUAUCGCCUUGGGGACAGAGUAUUGCAGGUCUCCUUCAAAACAAACAAAACACACAAAGCCUAACAAGUUAUUCUCAGUGCAUUAAUACAUGAAAAACUAUACAACAAAGGCAGUUUACAAGAUGCUUUAUGAAUUCGUAAAUGCCUUUGUUGUAUGUCAGUGUGGAAAUGGGGAUAAAAUGACUACUUAGCAUCCUGAGAAUAUGUGAGAAUUUUUAUUGCUAAUAUUUGAAUUAAAACUUCUUAAAUAACUUUUGUGUUUGAAUAUUGACAAAAGAUACAGGGUUUUUACCUGUCACAAUGCAUAUUCUAUUACCUUCUUUGAAGAAGGUGGAACUUCUGAAAUGUUUCAGUUAAGGAAAGAAGUUGUUUUUUGCGUUUUUUU
Messenger RNA from Pezoporus flaviventris, 1801 nucleotides. It is a transcript of the gene ELAVL2, whose product is annotated as ELAV like RNA binding protein 2. The transcript is spliced from 7 exons. Lineage: Eukaryota; Metazoa; Chordata; Aves; Psittaciformes; Psittacidae. Gene Ontology annotation, molecular function: RNA binding. Gene Ontology annotation, cellular component: ribonucleoprotein complex. The record is from RefSeq and is a predicted model, not a curated record. Bases 317 to 1480 code for a protein of 387 amino acids.